Molecule: messenger RNA, 342 nt
Organism: Monoraphidium neglectum
Lineage: Eukaryota; Viridiplantae; Chlorophyta; Chlorophyceae; Sphaeropleales; Selenastraceae
Exons: 1
Source: RefSeq, a predicted model, not a curated record
AUGGCGAUGCCGGCGGGUGAGGCCGCCGGCGAUCAGCAGCGGCUGCUGCCGGUGCUGCAGGGGGACGACGACCGUGGCCAGGAGGUCGACCCAUGCGCCGGCGCAGCCCCUGACGCAACCGCCGCAGCAACCACCCCUGCACACGCUGCCGCCGUGGCCGCGCCGGCGCCCGUCUGCCCUGACGCGCCGCUUCCCUCCGACGCUGCGGCGGCGGCCGGCGGCGGCGCGCCCACGCCGCCGCCGUUCGAGACGCUGACGGCCGAGGAUUUGGAGCGCGGAUUCUCUCGGAUCGCGUCUAUGAUAUCCGACGUCCAAUCCGCAGCCGACGGCCUCGCCUUCGAC